Molecule: messenger RNA, 1783 nt
Organism: Egretta garzetta (little egret)
Lineage: Eukaryota; Metazoa; Chordata; Aves; Pelecaniformes; Ardeidae
Gene: SLC25A38
Product: solute carrier family 25 member 38
Exons: 6
Coding region: 786-1670 (294 amino acids)
Biological process (GO): glycine import into mitochondrion
Cellular component (GO): mitochondrial inner membrane; mitochondrion
Molecular function (GO): glycine transmembrane transporter activity
Source: RefSeq, a predicted model, not a curated record
AGGGAGUCGGUGGAGGGGCAGCCGCCGCCCCGCGCGGCCGCAGGGUCCUAGCGGGUUUUCGGAGGGGUGUUAAAGUCGGCGGUGGAAGGCAGCUAUGUGCCGCUCAGUGCGAAAGCGUCGUUAGUGGCUUUUGAGUGCGCCCCUCCAGAAACCACCGUGCUGCAAAAAUCUUCCCUGACGUGAUUCUGCUCCAAGGGGUUUUGAAACUCCUCCUUCAUUAACAGAACACCGCUACGUAUUUUCAUGGAAAAGCCUCCGCCCUGCUGUGUGGUUUGUGCCUCCUGACUUAUCAGCCGGGAAGUGCCGAGAGGUGGUGUGGAUAGGAAAACCGGGCUUUACCUGAGCGGGCUGUGCCGUGCUUUGACUGCUUUUGAGCCGGGUUUGAGUGGUGGGCGGUUUUAAGGGGGAGCUCUGCUGGUGGCGGUGGCAGUGGGGGACCCUGGUGUGGCAACGAGGAGGAAGGGUUGGAGGCACGGCCGGCAGGGUGCCCAGUGGAGGUGGAUGGGAUGGGGGCUAAGGCACAGGUGAUGGGAAAGGGGCACCCGUUUCCUUAAACAUGGCAAAUAGUUACCAAAUGGCGGAUGCUACAUUUGAUGUUUAGAAAAGUCUUUCCAACUGCUGAAUUGCAAGGAGAUUUGAAACAAUCUCCCAGGAAAGGCAGAGGGACCAAAAACCACAAAUAAAACUUGAUCAUGCUUUGAAAAGGUCUGAAAAAGUCUCCUGUGCGCUGAGCGGCAGUCCUUAGCUAAUCUUCCUUUCCUAUAACAAGUGAUGUAUCAGUUGCUAUGUUUCCUCCUGUGCAAUUUAAAGCCCUCCUCUUCCAGAUGCAUCCAGUCCUAAAGGCUUUUGUGUGUGGCUCCAUCAGUGGGACUUGCUCCACGCUCCUCUUCCAACCCCUUGACCUGCUGAAAACCCGCCUGCAAACUCUGCAGCCUGCUGUGAAUGGGUCCGGUCGUGCUGGGAUGGUAACACUGCUCUUUAGGGUUGUUCGUACUGAGAGUCUUCUGGGGCUCUGGAAAGGUGUCUCUCCAUCCUUUGCAAGAUGUAUUCCUGGUGUUGGGAUCUACUUCAGCACUUUGUACAUGAUGAAGCAAAAGUUUCUAGUAGACCGUUCACCCACAGCCCUGGAGUCUGUCUUUCUGGGUGCCACCGCACGUGCAGUAUCUGGGAUUUGCAUGUUGCCAGUGACUGUAGUGAAGACUCGAUAUGAGAGUGGAAGCUUUGGCUAUGGGAGUGUAUAUGGAGCUCUGAAAAGUAUCUAUCAGACGGAAGGGGCUCGUGGCAUGUUCAGCGGGCUCACCGCAACGCUGCUGCGGGAUGCACCCUUCUCUGGGAUCUACCUGAUGUUCUACACACAGACCAAAAACUUCACACCUCAGGACCGGCUGGAUCCAGUGCUCCUGCCCUUGCUCAAUUUUGGCUGUGGGAUCUUUGCAGGAAUCUUGGCCUCGCUGGCAACACAGCCUGCUGAUGUCAUCAAAACACACAUGCAGCUGUCCCCCCAAAAGUACCGUAGGACAAGCCAGGCCAUUGUCUUCAUAUACAAGGACUUUGGGUUGGUUGGCUUUUUCCGAGGUGGUGUGCCCCGUGCCCUCAGGCGGACUCUGAUGGCAGCAAUGGCAUGGACGGUGUAUGAACAGAUGAUGGAAAAAAUGGGCUUGAAAUCUUGACUGACUUGCACAAGAAAUGGCCAGCUUCGCUCCUCCUCCUGCUUGCUGUGAUCAACUGGCACUAGGAAGUUCCCAGUUCCGCAGAGGAAUAAGCCUUGCUCAGCCAGGAGGAA